Messenger RNA from Gamsiella multidivaricata, 456 nucleotides. RefSeq lists its product as uncharacterized. The transcript has 2 exons. The record is from RefSeq and is a predicted model, not a curated record. Gene Ontology annotation, biological process: tRNA 5'-leader removal. Gene Ontology annotation, molecular function: ribonuclease P RNA binding. Lineage: Eukaryota; Fungi; Mortierellomycota; Mortierellomycetes; Mortierellales; Mortierellaceae. Bases 1 to 456 code for a protein of 151 amino acids. Gene Ontology annotation, cellular component: ribonuclease P complex.
AUGGUCCGCUUCAAGAAUAGAUACCUGCUAUUCGAAAUCGUCUAUGCGGACACGCCACUGGGAUGGACUUCGAUUCCCGCGACACUAACUUCGGGAGCGGAUGCUUCACACCAUUCUGCAAAGCCUGAUCACAGUCCGUUUGGAGACACUGGCAGGAACAAUUGUCGCCUACCACCACUCGCCAAUAAAGACAUCAUGCACGCACUUAAAGCCUCAAUAGUAGAAAACUUUGGCGACUAUGGAGCAGGACUGACUCAAAGGCCCCUCACCUUGAAGUACUUUUCACCGCACACCAACAUUGGAAUCCUUAGGAUAUCUAGGGAGGAAGUACACAUUGUCUGGGGCGCCCUUACUUUCAUCCGGGAACUCAAAGAAAAGCCAUGCAUCAUCAAAGUUUUGCACACAUCCGGUACGACAGGGAUCAUUUUUGUCCGCAAUGACACCAAGCGACAUUGA